AUGAAAAAGCCACAAAAUGAAAUCGUUCCUGUUUACCAAGUUAUUAACGGCCGUAAAUAUCCUCGCAUUUUGCCAAGACAUAUCUUACUAGACGCCUUGAAUUAUACUCCUGAGAAAGGUGACAUAUUUAUUGCCUCUUAUCCAAAGAGUGGAAUGACUUGGAUGCAGCAUAUUGUAUUGCUGAUUUUAAACAACGGGAAACAGCACCAAGAUCACAUGGAGUUUAUCCGAAAGACUCCGUUUUUAGAUGCUAUGGGCUCACAAGCUAUUAGAGAAAUGCCGAAACCGGGCCCGAUAAAAACCCACUUUCCAUUUCAUUUGGUUCCCUAUUCUUCAGAAGCUAAAUACAUUUACGUAGCCAGAAAUCCUAAGGAUAACUGUGUCUCUUACUUCCACCAUCAUCUGAUGUUUCCCAUGUACAGGUUCCAGAAUGGGACUUUCAACACGUUUUUCGAGCUGUUUGUAACAGGAGAGACGAUCUCGGGAGACUACUUUGAUAAUCUGAUGUCUUGGUAUCCACAUCGGGGCGACCAUAACGUGCUGUUUGUGACUUAUGAGGAGAUGAAGACUAACAUACGUGAGGUAGUACUCAAGGUAGCGGGGUUCUUACAUGAAGAGUGUUUAGAAAUGCUGAAGGCUGACGAGGAACUAUUGCAAAGAAUCCUUUAUUACACCAGCUUUGAUUAUAUGAAAAAAACAGUCAACAGGGACUUGGAAAGCUUCUUCAAAACAAAUCCUCUGAAAUUCCUUAUGGGGUCGACACCCCCGGGUCUUCGUGCUGGUAUUCUCAAUGCUAUUCGCUUAGGUGACCUGAAGACUCCUGACAAACCAAACUUCAUAAGAAAAGGUAUUGUUGGCGAUUGGAAGAAUUAUAUGACAGAAGAUCAAUCGAAACGGUUAGAUGAAAAGUUCUUAAAAGUAACUCAAGGAACGGACCUCCCACAAUUAUGGAAGGAAUACAUGCAACUUACAUGA
This is a messenger RNA of Limulus polyphemus (Atlantic horseshoe crab), 975 nucleotides long. Its product is annotated as sulfotransferase family cytosolic 1B member 1-like. Gene Ontology annotation, biological process: sulfation. The record is from RefSeq and is a predicted model, not a curated record. Gene Ontology annotation, cellular component: cytoplasm. Gene Ontology annotation, molecular function: sulfotransferase activity. Bases 1 to 975 code for a protein of 324 amino acids. The transcript has a single exon. NCBI's taxonomy places the organism in Eukaryota, Metazoa, Arthropoda, Merostomata, Xiphosura, Limulidae.